Cylicocyclus nassatus is the source of this 507-nucleotide messenger RNA. NCBI's taxonomy places the organism in Eukaryota, Metazoa, Nematoda, Chromadorea, Rhabditida, Strongylidae. The record is from the annotation of a GenBank genome assembly.
AUGACGCGAGUCAAUAGGAAAAGCAAAGGAGCAGCUUGGUUUGUUUCAAACUGUAUGACGAGUAGUAAAAGGGAGCUGUACGUCAAUCAGCUAAAGAAAUAUUUUCCUAUCGAUAUAUACGGUGAUUGUGGUGAACUGAAAUGCCCACCAAGAGGAAAAUGCAUAAAUGACUUAAAUGAGGAGUACCACUUCUAUAUCGCUUUUGAGAAUUCAAUUUGCAAGGACUAUGUCACAGAGAAACUAUGGAAUCAGGGUUAUCAAUAUGAUAUUGUGCCUAUCGUGCUUAAGAGAACACUUGUAGAGAAACUUGCGCCUCCAAACUCAUUCAUCGCUGCCGAUGAUUUUGAAACUACAAAAGAUCUUGCUGAUCACCUGCAUUAUCUCAUGAGGAACAAAACUGCCUACGCGGAAUAUUUCAACUGGCGACAAGACUACAAAGUAGUAUUUCUUGAUGGCGGUAUCCAUGACUCACUAGAAAGGCCAUGGGGAUUCUGCCAAGUGCGUUGA